CUCUCCCAGGCACAUCUGAACAGCUGUGGGAGCCCAGGCUUGCCUGGAAACCCACAAAAAUCUACCAAGCAGAAAAUCUUCUUGAGGAUGAGAUGGAUUCUGCAGUGUCUUCGCCUGAGAAGCAAGAUAAAGAGAAUUUAGUGGGCAUCAACAAAACCCGGCUCGGUGUAUGUGGCUGGAUUCUGUUUUCUCUUUCUUUCCUGUUGAUGAUCAUUACCUUUCCCAUCUCCAUAUGGAUGUGCUUGAAGAUCGUUAAGGAGUAUGAACGUGCUGUUGUAUUCCGACUGGGCCGCAUCCAAGCUGAUAAAGCUAAAGGACCAGGUUUGAUCCUGGUCCUGCCCUGUAUAGAUGUGUUUGUCAAAGUCGAUCUCCGAACAGUCACUUGCAACAUUCCUCCGCAAGAGAUCCUUACCAGAGACUCUGUCACUACGCAAGUGGAUGGUGUUGUCUAUUAUAGGAUCUAUAGUGCUGUCUCGGCAGUGGCUAAUGUCAACGAUGUCCACCAAGCCACAUUCCUGCUGGCUCAGACCACUCUGAGAAAUGUCUUAGGCACACAGACCUUGUCCCAGAUCUUAUCUGGGAGAGAAGAGAUUGCCCACAGCAUUCAGACUUUGCUUGAUGAUGCCACUGAGCUGUGGGGGAUCCAGGUGGCCCGAGUGGAAAUCAAAGAUGUGCGGAUUCCUGUGCAGUUGCAGAGAUCCAUGGCGGCUGAAGCUGAGGCCACCCGGGAAGCCAGAGCCAGGGUCCUUGCAGCAGAAGGAGAAAUGAAUGCAUCUAAAGCCCUGAAGUCAGCCUCCAUGGUGCUGGCUGAGUCUCCCAUAGCCCUCCAGCUGCGCUACCUACAGACCUUAACCACGGUAGCCACGGAGAAGAAUUCCACGAUUGUGUUUCCGCUUCCAAUGAACAUACUGGAGGGCAUUGGUGGAAUCAGCUAUGAUAACCACAAGAAGGUUAAUGAUAGAGGCUGAGGCAGGCAGCCGAUUGCUUAGAGUCCUGUCUGUGCUCUGGAGAAGAUGUGAUGAGAAUUAGAAGUGAUGAGAAUUCUAGCAAGGUGCAAGCCACAGGAAUGCCACAGUUGGAGUAGCAUUAGGAGGGAAAAUCUACAGACACUACAAAAAAAACCAUAAACUACAACUAAGGGCUGUGUACUACUUUUGUUUUUAGGGCACAAUCAACUUCAUAAUGCUGUUAGAUAAUUAAUUAAUAAUUAUCCUGAUUUAGUAUCUCACUGGGUGACUAUGACUGAUUUCAGAAUUGAUACUUGUUCUUUAGAAAAAUACCCUAGAUCAUUUGUAAAGUAGUGUAGGCCUUAUAUUUAUACAACACAUGUACUUUACAACUCCAAAGUAAUUACUCGUUAAAUGCCCAGUAGUUGCAACAAAUCCCCCUCAAGGCUGAAAAUGAUGCCCGAUGUCUGUUAAAGACAGAACAUUAGCCACAGACGUGGUACCAGCCCCCAGGGCAAGCUGCGCUGGACUCAGAACCCCAUCUGUCUUGCUGCGCAGCACAUCCUGUUGGGACUGUGGACCAAUUCUCAGACUCCAGGCAGCUUUGCCAGAGCGUGGGACAGGGCCUAGCAAGGCAGAAAGUUCCAGUCAAUUUAUUUGCUUAGAGUAGGAAUCCAUAUAAAAAGCUUUAUUGGUUGAAACACCGGGGGACAUCAUCCUGUAGACUUUAUGUGGUUUUCACCUUGGUAGCCCUAAAAACCAAGUAAUCAAGAGUUGUUUGUAAUCCCUUCCCUCUCCUAAAGAAACUGUUACAAAUAAAGAAGCCAUAGAAAGUGA
Chinchilla lanigera (long-tailed chinchilla) is the source of this 1784-nucleotide messenger RNA. RefSeq names its product stomatin (EPB72)-like 3 (gene Stoml3). The transcript is spliced from 7 exons. Lineage: Eukaryota; Metazoa; Chordata; Mammalia; Rodentia; Chinchillidae. Gene Ontology annotation, cellular component: plasma membrane. The record is from RefSeq and is a predicted model, not a curated record. The coding region runs from base 93 to 968 and encodes 291 amino acids.